AUGCAGUCUGAGUCCAAGAAGUAUGAAGAAGAGACACCUUCUCUGCAUUGGGGGAUGGAUCCUGUAUUUUCUGCAUUUGCAAGACUCUAUAUUAAAGAUAUAAAAGAAAUGAGAGAAUCUAAACAAGUGCCAGGUAUAUUCUUUUAUAAUGGACAUCCAGUAAGACAGGUGGAUGUUGUCGGGAUGGUGGUUCAAACGAAGGAGCGAGAAGCCUUUUAUAAUUAUGGAGUGGAUGAUAGUACAGGAGUUAUAAAUUGUGUCUGCUGGAAAAAUCCCAUGGUAGCAGAGACAUCUUUAUCAGGUCAUCUAAGCACACCCAGCAGUCUCACUGUGCUUAAACAGAUGAAGAAACUCCAAGAAAUGGUGGGCCAGAAAACCAAGCUGGAGAUCGGGGAUGUUGUCAGGGUCAGAGGUCACAUCCGAACCUACAGGCAACAGAGAGAGAUUCAGGCUUCAUGUUUCUAUAAAGUGGAUGAUCCUGUGUGUGAUGUUCAGAUUUCAAGAAUGCUGGAGCUCCCCUGUCUCUAUAGAGAAGUUUACGAUAAACCUUUCCAAGGCUUCAAGGAGGGGCAGAGUGGCCUGGAAGGUCAGAAUUUCUCAGUCGAUAUACUACAGGAGAAAGUGAAAGGAUUUCUAUUAGAAAACAAAAUUCAGACCUUUUACCAGCAGGAGCUGGAAACAAUUGAUACUCUAGUGUCCCUGGCUGGUGGGCAUCUACCCAGUCCCAGCUGUCAGGAGGUGAAGGCAAAAAGUGACUCCAGUUCCAAAAGGAUUCACAGUGUUUUUAAGGAAGCAAUAAGAAUGCUACAAGAAAAAGGGGUGGUUUUCCAGAAACCUAGUAGCUCCAAGGACUUAUACCAUGUGACUGACCAUGAUAAGGAGCUGCUUAAAGUGACCCUCGAUGUGAUUAAAGAAGACUGUCGAAAACCCAGGCAUGCUGAAAAAGGCUGCCAUUUUCUUCAUGUCCUGAGCUGUGUUCGGCAGAGCUACAACCCCUCUCUGGCUGAAGUGGUGAUGCACCGUGUCUUGGAACUGCUGGAGAUUAACAGUGACGUUGUCAGCACUAUGGAAGGAUAUUAUAUGGCAUUCUAA
Opisthocomus hoazin is the source of this 1092-nucleotide messenger RNA. The record is from RefSeq and is a predicted model, not a curated record. Lineage: Eukaryota; Metazoa; Chordata; Aves; Opisthocomiformes; Opisthocomidae.